Molecule: messenger RNA, 871 nt
Organism: Drosophila innubila
Lineage: Eukaryota; Metazoa; Arthropoda; Insecta; Diptera; Drosophilidae
Product: peptidyl-prolyl cis-trans isomerase-like 3
Exons: 3
Coding region: 60-545 (161 amino acids)
Biological process (GO): protein peptidyl-prolyl isomerization
Cellular component (GO): catalytic step 2 spliceosome
Molecular function (GO): peptidyl-prolyl cis-trans isomerase activity
Source: RefSeq, a predicted model, not a curated record
UAAGCGACUGCAGCCAACUUACUGUUUUCGAACUCGAAAUUCGACACUCAGCUGCUAAAAUGUCAGUUACACUGCACACCGACGUGGGCGAUAUCAAAAUCGAGCUCUUUUGCGAGUCUUGCCCCAAAGCCUGUGAGAAUUUUCUGGCUCUCUGUGCAAGCGAUUAUUACAGUGGCUGUUGUUUCAUACGGAAUAUUAAGGGAUUCAUUGUGCAAACCGGCGAUCCAACAAACACGGGCAAGAAUGGGCAGUCCAUUUGGGGUACAAAGUUCGAUGACGAGUUCAAGGAGACCAUAAAGCACACGGAUAGAGGAAUGGUUUCAAUGGCAAAUAAUGGACCCAAUGCAAACGCCAGCCAGUUUUUCAUUACCUACGCCGCACAGCCGAAUCUGGAUUUGAAAUAUACGCUCUUUGGCCGUGUAAUCGACGGAUUUGAUGCCCUGGAUGAGCUGGAGAAAUUGCCCGUAAAUCCAAAGAACUAUCGCCCGCAUGUGGAUAAGAAGAUCAAUGGAGUAACGAUACAUGCCAAUCCUCUGGCCGCGUGAUGCUUUAUACAUAUAUUUAUUUUUCUACUACUUAAGUUACAUAAACGUUUUGCAUUUACAUACUAAUUAAUUGAGAAACAGCAAAUUGUGCAAAAAGUUGCUAAAACUAGAUCUUAAAAGUCAGCCAAGUUGUCACACAAAUUCAUCAUUUAGUUAUGUUUUUCUGUUGUUUUUUUUAUGUAUAAAAUUGCAUUGCUCAUCUCGCAUGAAUUUUGUUUUAGAACUUCUUCAAGCACUUUUGCACUUAAAUGGAAAACUUACAAUAGACAAUAUGUAUGAUGAUUGUAAAAACGAAUAACUAGAAAAGUAAAAACAAAUGCUAACAA